UGCCCGUAGCCGCCCGCAUCGCAUCAUCUAUCUCUCUCUCUCUCUCUCUCUCUCUCUCUCUAGCCAUACCUUGUCCCCAGCCAAUCAUACAGUGAGGCGCGUGCGAGCAGAGCUUCUAGCAGCAGCAGAGAGAAGGAACAGGAGCGAGCAGGAUGCUGGAAGGGAAGGCCACGGUGGAGGACACCGACAUGCCGGCCAAGAUGCAGCUGCAGGCCACGUCGGCGGCCUCCAGGGCCCUCGACCGCUUCGACGUCCUCGACUGCCGGAGCAUCGCGGCGCACAUCAAGAAGGAGUUCGACACGGCCCAUGGCCCGGGGUGGCAGUGCGUGGUCGGCUGCAGCUUCGGAUGCUACUUCACGCACAGCAAGGGGAGCUUCAUAUACUUCAAGCUCGAGUCGCUCAGGUUCCUCGUCUUCAAAGGCAUGUCGGAUGACCAAGAGCAGCCGCUGCCGCUGCCGCCGUGCUGAUCUCUGAUCUGCUGCUCCCCGGAUUUAACGGCCGUGUUGGCUACUCGAUGAUUACGGGGGCGGCUGCUGGCCGGUGCUGGCAUGAAGCUGAAAUGCGCCAAUGUAACUUUUGCUUGAUUCAGUUUGCACCGCAGUUCGCGACUACGGUCUGAAGCUCUCUGAAUGCGUUGGAUUCGUGGAAUUGAUUUUCAAGCAUGAUGUUCCACUUUGAUUCAGACGAAUACAGAUAAAUUGAUUCA
Messenger RNA from Hordeum vulgare subsp. vulgare (domesticated barley), 706 nucleotides. RefSeq names its product dynein light chain LC6, flagellar outer arm-like. Gene Ontology annotation, molecular function: dynein intermediate chain binding; dynein light intermediate chain binding. The record is from RefSeq and is a predicted model, not a curated record. Bases 153 to 467 code for a protein of 104 amino acids. Gene Ontology annotation, biological process: microtubule-based process. Gene Ontology annotation, cellular component: dynein complex. The transcript has 2 exons. NCBI's taxonomy places the organism in Eukaryota, Viridiplantae, Streptophyta, Magnoliopsida, Poales, Poaceae.